Dromaius novaehollandiae (emu) is the source of this 4463-nucleotide messenger RNA. RefSeq names its product leucine rich repeat containing G protein-coupled receptor 6 (gene LGR6). Bases 221 to 3091 code for a protein of 956 amino acids. The transcript has 18 exons. NCBI's taxonomy places the organism in Eukaryota, Metazoa, Chordata, Aves, Casuariiformes, Dromaiidae. Gene Ontology annotation, cellular component: plasma membrane. Gene Ontology annotation, biological process: hormone-mediated signaling pathway; adenylate cyclase-activating G protein-coupled receptor signaling pathway; activation of adenylate cyclase activity. The record is from RefSeq and is a predicted model, not a curated record. Gene Ontology annotation, molecular function: protein-hormone receptor activity; G protein-coupled peptide receptor activity; protein binding.
UCUCACGCCCCUGCCCAGCCCUUGAAACCCAAUAACCAAGAUCAUUCAACAAUGCCUUCCCUUCCCUGGCUACAUCCUUGCUGCACUCUGAACUGCACAAGGCACGGCGCCCGCAGCGUGUGAAGAAGCAGGGUCACUGCCCCCAUCCAGCUCAGACUGGAGGGACAGGGUGAGCAAACAGCACGUCGCACAGCUCCUGCGGGCUGCAGCCAAGGCAAGGAUGGACAAGCUCUUCUUCUGGGGCAUUCUUCUGGCCUCCUCUGUCUGCUUCCAAGCGGUGUCUGUGGACCAAGAUGCUGCACCCUCAUGCCCACCUCAGUGCCACUGUGAAGAAGAUGGCAUCAUGCUCUCCGUGGACUGCUCUGAGCUGGGGCUUUCGGAAGUCCCUGGCAACCUGAGCCCUCUAACAGCUUACCUAGAUCUGAGCAUGAACAACAUUAGCUGGCUGCAGCCCAGGACUCUCUACCACCUGCGCUUCCUGGAGGAGCUACGCCUCUCUGGAAACCAGAUCUCCAGGAUCCCAGGGGAAGCUUUUUCUGGCCUCUACAGUCUGAAGAUUCUGAUGUUGCAGAACAACCAGCUGAGCCACAUCCCUGCAGAGGCACUGAGAGAGCUGCCAAACCUCCAAUCUCUACGCCUGGACGCAAACCUUAUCUCUGUGGUGCCCGAGAAGAGCUUUGAGGGGCUGCUUUCCUUACGUCACCUGUGGCUGGACGAUAACGCCCUGACGGAGAUCCCUGUCCAAGCUCUGAACCACCUGCCAGCGCUGCAGGCCAUGACCCUGGCUCUCAACCACAUCUGGCACAUUCCCGAUUACGCCUUCCAGAACCUCAGCAGCCUCGUGGUGCUGCACCUGCACAACAACCGGAUCCAAACUCUGGGCGCCAACGGCUUUGAUGGGCUGCACAGCUUGGAAACUUUGGAUCUAAACUACAAUGAGCUGUUGGAAUUCCCUGGGGCUAUUAGGACUCUGGGUCGACUACAGGAGCUUGGCUUUCAUAACAACAACAUCAAAGCUAUUCCAGAGAACGCAUUUGUUGGGAAUCCCCUCCUCCAAACAAUCCAUUUCUAUGACAAUCCCAUCCAGUUUGUUGGACAGUCUGCUUUCCAGUACUUGCCAAAGCUACACACUCUGUCACUCAAUGGUGCAACGGACAUCAGAGAAUUCCCAGACCUUAAAGGAACCACCAGCCUAGAAGUUUUGACCUUGACCCGGGCAGGUAUCCAUUUACUUCCCAAAGGGAUGUGCCAGCAGCUGCCCAGCCUCCGAGUCCUAGAACUGUCUUACAAUCAAAUCGAAGAGCUGCCCAGUUUCCACCGGUGUCAGCGGCUGGAAGAGCUUGGUCUCCAGCACAAUAAGAUCCAUGAAAUCAGAGCAGACACCUUUGGGCAGCUAAUGGCCCUGCGCUCCAUAGACCUGAGUUGGAAUUACAUCCAGUUUAUUCAUCCUGAAGCCUUUGUGACUCUGCACUCACUCACCAAGCUGGACUUGACUGAUAACCAGCUGGUCACACUGCCUCUGGAUGGUUUGGGUGGACUGACCCAUCUGAAGCUCCAAGGCAACCCAGCUCUCUCUGAGCCCUUCUCCAAGGAGAGCUUCCCCAAAAUGAGAGUCCUUGAGGUACCUUACGCUUACCAGUGCUGUGCCUAUGGAAGCUGCAGCAGCUUCUUCAAGGUGUCGAACCAAUGGGAAGCAGAAAACAUGAGCCCUGAGGAGGAGGAUCCCCAUAAGAGAACCAUGGAAUUGUUUCCAGGUCACGCUGAUAACCACUAUGAGCUAGAUGCAGAUGACCUCCAGCUGGAUCUUGAGGAAUCAAAGCUGCACCCCACUAUACAGUGCACGCCCAGCCCUGGGCCCUUCAAGCCUUGUGAGCACUUGUUUGAGAGCUGGAUCAUCCGCCUGGGAGUCUGGGUCAUUGUUCUGGUCUCAGUGCUCUGCAAUGGGCUGGUCAUUUUGGCUGUCUUUGCCUCUCCCAGUUACCUCUCCCCAGUUAAGUUUGUCAUCGGCUCCAUAGCUGGAGCCAACAUGCUGACCGGCGUUUACUGCAGUAUGCUGGCUCUCGUCGAUUCCCUGACCUACGGCCAGUUUGCUAAUUAUGGUGCCAGGUGGGAGACUGGCAUGGGCUGCAGGGUGAUGGGGUUCCUGUCCAUGUUUGCGUUGGAGGCUGCCAUCUUUCUGCUGACUCUGGCUGCUGUGCAGUGCAGCAUUUCAGUCUCCUGUGUGCGGGGGUAUGGGAAGUUACCCUCCUUAGGCAAGGUCAAGGCCGCUGCCCUUUGCUGCCUGUUGCUGUCCUCUGUUGCUGCAGCUCUGCCUCUCUUCUCCAUUGGGGAAUAUGCAGCAUCCCCUCUCUGCCUCCCGUAUCCCAUCCCGGAUGGGAAACCUGCCACCCUGGGCUUCACUGUGGCCUUAGUGAUGACAAACAUGCUCUGCUUCCUGACUAUCACAGGCACCUACAUCCGGCUCUACUGCAACCUGCUGAAAGGCGAGUUCAGCGCUGUCUGGGACUGUGCCAUGGUCAAGCAUGUGGCCUGGCUGAUCUUCACCAACUGCCUCCUCUACUGCCCAGUGGCCUUCCUCACCUUCUCCUCCAUGCUCAACCUCUUCCUCAUCAGCCCAGAGGUCAUCAAAUCCAUCCUCCUUGUGGUGCUGCCCUUGCCUGCCUGCCUGAACCCCCUGCUCUACCUGUUGUUCAACCCCCACUUCAGAGAUGACCUCCGCCUGCUGAGGCAGAAGGGCCAGGACGAGGGAAGCUACCCCCAGUCCUGCAGGGCUGAUGACAUGGAGAAAAGCUCCUAUGACUCCACCCAGGCUCUCGUGAGCUUCUCUGACAUUGACCACAUAUUCGAGAGGCCUGACUCCCUGGUAGUGCACCCCAUCCUUGACAGCUACAGCUUUCCCUCCAUGACGCUCGUCCCCUGCCAGCAACGGGUGGGCACCAGGGAGAAGAAGAGGGGCUACUCUGAGCAUUGCCCCUGCCUCAAUGACAGUGAGGUUCUGAUCACUUCGGAAAGCCGAGAUCCAGCCAGCAGCAGCCUCCGGAUAGCCUUCUUCUCCUCCCCACCCACACCACCCUACACAUCUCACUUAUAAAGCUCCUCUGAGCAGCCAUGCAGAACAGCCCCACACCACACACUGAUGGCCAGCCCCAACACACGGUGGCCAGCAAGGUGACAGCAGGCUGCUCCAUGUAAAGCACCGAUACGACCCAUCCACCCUCACCCCCCAUCAUGUAAGGCUUGGCAACAGGCACCACACUGCCAGCUGCCACUCGCCUGGAAGGGCUCUGACUGAGCUCCAGAUCCUCAGGGCUGGCCAUGGCAGGAGAUAAACCUUCUGUGUGAGUGCUUCCCCUGCUAGUGACCGCAUGGGAGAGAGCCCCACCAGUCAGGAAACGUGUCAGGGAGACCCUGCUCCUGGUCAUCCUGUAGCAUCGCAAGCUGAGAAGAGCCCUGAGCAGAAAGCAGAAGCCUGCAGCAAAGCCAAGCAUGUCUUAUCAAGGGAGAGACAUCUUAGCAAGCAAAAGCCUUUGCUCUCUAGCAGAAAUGGGUGGAAAUGGCCUACCACAAUGCCAGUGCCUCAGGCCUUGCCCCUUGGGGUCCUCUGACCCCAGGAAAUGGGCUUGUGUCUGACCCAUGCCAUCGACAGGAAGAGCAAAGGAAGUGGAUUAAAAAGCAGUGUAUUCGUGUGUGUGCCUGAGGUUUGAAAUGCCUCCGUUUUGGGAGGCUCUGGUUUGCCCAGCAGGAGCCACACGGGUUAGGCAGGACCCACACUUUCAGUUGAUGUCAGAAGCUGGAAAUGUUCAGCCCCUCUUUCAGUCUGGCCCACAGUGUCUAACAAGGGGAUUGCUAAACCCUAAGGCGGCCAAAUCCAAAACAUCCCUUAGAGAAAUGACUAUACAUGCCUUGAUAACGCAGCAACUCCUGGCCAGGGCCCCCAAGGGAACACGGGACUCUCUCCCACCUCGUUCACUCUGUUCAUGGGGUGGCUUUCGCACACUGGAACACACCCUGGGUCACUUCUGCCUGUACCACCCGGCUUCCGGUCAGGUGUAAUGGGAACAAGAUAUGGAUCACUCACCACCCCUAGACUUCACUCCUAGAAGACACUUUCAGUUCUUGGGUACACAUUCCCCAUGCAGAAGAGCCAGCCGGGGGGCUGCGUUUGCCCUCCCAUAUUUUGAGGGCAGCUCAUGCAGAAGGAGGGAAUAGAGGCCAGCCGUGUGGGACGAUGGCGUCAGGAGGACACAGGCCACUGGAGAGAGCCUCAAACUCACUCCCUGCAGCUCAGGGAUCUCCCAAAGCCAUCUACUUUACCGCAGUCUCUCCCCCUGCCACCUAAUGCAGCAGGGAGUCCCUUCAGUCAGAGCUCAGGCCCUGGGCAAAGCUUUGGUUCUGCCGACAUUACUGCAGCUGUGUAAGUCAUUCAUCCUUGUGAGAUAAUAAAUGAGCCCCAUUGCUGACCA